Humulus lupulus (European hop) is the source of this 1227-nucleotide messenger RNA. RefSeq names its product probable serine/threonine-protein kinase PBL11. The transcript is spliced from 6 exons. Gene Ontology annotation, molecular function: ATP binding; protein kinase activity. Bases 1 to 1227 code for a protein of 408 amino acids. Gene Ontology annotation, biological process: protein phosphorylation. Lineage: Eukaryota; Viridiplantae; Streptophyta; Magnoliopsida; Rosales; Cannabaceae. The record is from RefSeq and is a predicted model, not a curated record.
AUGGGAAAUUGCUGUGCUAAAAAACAAUUUCGAGAGCCAGACCAACCAGUCCUCGUUGUUGAGCUUCCUUCAGCAAAGGGGAGAGAACAAUAUAAAAGAUCUGGGAAGAGACCAAGUUCAAUAGAAAAAGUGAAAAAGAAGAAUAUUGUUGAUAUUGAGGUGAAAAAGGAAGACGUGAGGUCUAAUGUAGCUCAUGAUAAUAUUAGCUACAAAGUCCCCUGUAUUUACUAUAGUAUACUAAAAAAGGCAACUCAAAAUUUUAGCAAAAAGAAUUUAUUAGGUGAAGGGGGUUUUGGUGAUGUUCAUAAGGGGUACCUCACUCAUCGCACCAUGAACCAUGCCAAACCAAAUGAGGGUAAACCAGUCGCUGUAAAAAGGCUUAUUAACCGUCGUUCACAAGGCCCCGAAGCUUGGAAGACAGAAGUAGAUAUUUUGGGCAUAUUAAAUCAUCCACAUGUAGUACAGCUAAUUGGAUGUUGCAAUGAAGGUAACCAUAGAAUUUUGGUAUACGAGUACAUGACUAAAGGCAGUCUAGACACCUUUCUUCUCAGAGAAAACCGGAAAGAGUUAAGCUGGCGCAGGAGAGUCCAAAUAGCAAUAGGGGCAGCCAGUGGCUUAGCCUACCUUCACACUCAUGGAAAGCCUAUCAUUCAUAGGGACAUCAAAGCUUCCAAUGUUCUUCUAGACUCUCACUUCCAUGCCAAGAUUUCAGAUUUCGGCCUUGCUAAAUAUGGACCCGAAGAUGAAAAUGAUCACCUUAGCACAAAGGUUAUUGGCAGCAGAGGCUAUUUGGCUCCAGAGUACUUCUAUAGAGGGCAUUUGACGAUAAAGGCUGAUGUAUACAGCUUCGGAGUGGUACUCAUGGAAAUUUUGUCUGGUUCAUGUGCGGACAAGAGAUAUUCAAAGGGGAUUCAAGAAGAUCUUAUUGAGAGAACAAAGUUCCUCCUCUGCAGGAACACCAAGCCCGAACUGCAUACCGUCAUUGACAAGCAGCUUGGAAAGAACAUCCCCAUGGAAGAAGCACGAAUAUUCGCAGAACUUGCCUACCAAUGCCUCAGCCAAAAUCCCGAAAGCAGACCAACCAUGACGGAAGUGGUGGCUGGUUUAGAGCAAUUGCAACACAACGAAGUUGGAACCAGUACUCGUCAGAACUUCAUGGUUGCGAGAUUUUCUGCCUGGCCUCUUCCCUCUUCCAAAAGGUCGUCUGGAAAAUCUGGAUGCAUAUAG